AACCGGUUACGCAACUAAAACAGAAACCAAAUUGGAUUUAAUGAGAUAGACAUUAGGGAUGUUACCGUCCCAUACAAAAUUAUUCAUAGCUACUAAAAUACUCGCAUUACAAUGCGUUUUUUUCACUAACACUGGGGAUGACGGCCGACAAAAGGGUGGGCCGGGCCAAAUAAUUGCCAAAACGCUUCGAGAGUCCCAUUGUGUUUAUUUACAAUAGGGUGCACUAAGUGGGGGUAGUUUUUGUAAUUGUAACUUGCGGAGCGAUCGCCCUUCGAUACCAGUUGUAGAUCCACCGUCGAGCGACAAACAUGUCUCGAUCAUUCCUAGUUGAUACGUUAAUCAGUGAUACUAAAGACAAGACUAACAUGCCUAGUGACAAUCCUUACACAUUGCUGCAACAUAUGGACACCAGGCCAAAGUUCCUACCGUACCCAUACCCGAGCAAUCUAAACAAUUUGCUGGGUCUGGGUCUCCCGCCUCGGACGCCUGAACUCUUCAGACCUUUCUUAGAGCAUCUGAAUUUCCGUUAUCCUUUAAUGCAGCAGCUACCACAGACAGAAUUAUACGAGCGCAGUGAAUCAAGACCGUUCUACUUGAAAACUGAAGAACAAGAACCAAUAAACUACGUCAACAGAAGGAAGAAAUCAGUGUCGCCGUAUUUACAUCAUCCGUAUAAGUCUGCGGCAACCUCUCCUUCAAAAAGUCAAGGCCAACGCUCGCCUUCACUCUCCAGUGACAGUAGAAACGGCACACCAAGCCCGCCGCUUGCGCACCCUGAAGAACUCCUCCCUGGAUACUCUAAAGACUUGAAACGUAUGCCGUUGAAAGAGGACUCUAGCAAGCGCAUCAGAACAGCUUUCACUGGCACGCAACUUUUGGAAUUAGAACGCGAGUUUUCCAUGAACAUGUAUCUUUCGAGAUUGAGGAGAAUCGAGAUCGCUUCAAGACUGAAACUUUCUGAGAAACAAGUGAAGAUCUGGUUCCAGAACCGUCGGGUUAAGCUGAAGAAGGAGGAAACCCCGGCUGCUGCCGACGGCAGAGUUAAGAAGUGCUGUUGCUCGAAAGCUUCUUGCAGCUCCAAAACCCAACCGGAGGCGGGUUGUGACAACGACCAAGAACAAAUUGACGUAGUCAGUGAUAACGAUAGUUUUGAAGUUCAAAAUUUAAAGUAUUCCUAAAAAGUCUAAUGGUGUUAUUUAUAAACAGACUUCAAGCCUCAAUUAGCUAUUCGUUUGUCUUAUAAGUUAUUUUGACUUAUGUAUUUGUAAGAACGGGAUAAAACGUAAACUAACUACCUGAGGCCUCUCAAGUUGUAACUUAUAUGAAUAAGGGGAUAAGACAAUGAUAAUAAUGAAGUUUUAUGGACUUGAAGUAGGUACAAUUUUGAUUUAUUGAUCAUUCUGCAAACAUGUUAUUUAAACAACCUUAUUAUUAUAAUUAUAGACAUAAUUUGAGCCAAUAAGCCGAGCUUGUAACAAAAUGAAACGAUAAUAUUACCAUAUAAAUUGCUAAUUA
This is a messenger RNA of Cydia strobilella, 1515 nucleotides long. RefSeq names its product GS homeobox 1-like. The record is from RefSeq and is a predicted model, not a curated record. The transcript has a single exon. Gene Ontology annotation, molecular function: sequence-specific double-stranded DNA binding; DNA-binding transcription factor activity, RNA polymerase II-specific. NCBI's taxonomy places the organism in Eukaryota, Metazoa, Arthropoda, Insecta, Lepidoptera, Tortricidae. Bases 309 to 1178 code for a protein of 289 amino acids. Gene Ontology annotation, biological process: regulation of DNA-templated transcription. Gene Ontology annotation, cellular component: nucleus.